AUGCGUCCAAUAUUAUUAAAUUUGUUGCAUAAUUGUAAAAACAAAAUUGGCCAAAUACGUUUUUACUGUUCUGAAGUUGUACAACCUAAAAGUGAUAUUCAGCGAAUUGCGGGCGACCCUCGCUUGAUUGAAUUCCACUCAUCAUGGAAACCUGAUGAGGAAGAUGACUUAAGAAGACAAAUGCUUAAGGACAUGCGAGUCAUCCCUGACUUUAUCAGUGAAGCAGAGGAGAUAUCCUUGCUAUCAGAGGUGGAACCUCAGCUGAAGAGGAUGAGAUAUGAAUUUGAUCACUGGGACAAUGCUAUUGAGGGAUACCGUGAGACUGAACGUAAAACUUGGAAUGAGCAAAAUAAUGUAACUCUAGCCAGGUUACGCGCUGUUGCUUUUGAAAAUGGUGCAGAGUUGCUGCCACACACUCAUGUUCUGGAUUUGGCACCAGCUGGAUAUAUAAAACCUCAUGUAGAUGCUGUUAGGUUCUGUGGUGACACUAUAGCUGGUCUCUGUCUAUUAUCAAGUGCAGUAAUGCGACUAAUGCAUGAGAACCAACCAGAUUUUGUAUUGGAUGCCCUUCUUGCGCGGCGAUGUCUCUACAUAAUGAGCGGUGUAGCCCGUUACCAGUUCAACCACGCUGUCCUCUCCAAUGAGCAGAGCAUGUGGCGGGGUGGUAAGCUCCUGAAGAAGCGAAGAAUUGCUCUCAUCUGCCGCGAGCACCCCAAGAAGCCAUCAGACGCUCUUUAA
This is a messenger RNA of Leptosia nina, 738 nucleotides long. Lineage: Eukaryota; Metazoa; Arthropoda; Insecta; Lepidoptera; Pieridae. The record is from the annotation of a GenBank genome assembly.